AUGUCAACAAUUAAAAUUAAAAGACAUAUUAUUAUACCAUGGAGAAGUAUUUCAAGAGAUCAAUCUAAUAAUAAUAGCAAUGUUAGUAUAACAAAUGACAACAAAAAUGACAGUCACCUAAAAACAUCUCAAUUUUCAAAUCUUUCUAAAAUUUCAGCUGAUACACCUCCAAGUUAUUCUGUAUCUGAAAAUUCAGUUGGAGAGAUGGUUAGCCAAAAACGAGGAGUAACAUGGCCAAAUAGACCUUUAACAGGAUACUACUCUAUAAAAGAACAUAAAAAAAGAAAAGCAUUUAUUCAAAAAAAAACUAUGGACCAAAAAAAAGUAGAAAAAAAGAAUACCAAUAUAAUUUUGGGUGAACAAAAGCAAGAAAAAGUUAAUUCUAAAUCUUCUAAAAAGAAUAUCAAGUGCAUGUCCUCUAAUGAUAAUUCCUCAUCAUCCACUAAAAGCACAUCGGAAAAAGAAAAAAAAGUCAAUGAAGAAAAAGAAAGUAUGAAAUUUUAUCAAUUUUGUGGAACUAAAAGUCCUGAAGAAAUUGAAAAAUUAGUCUUGUACUGUAACACCUACUAUUUAUUUUAUAAUAAUAAAAGAGAAAACAAAUUAGAAAUACCAUAUGAAAUUCCACUGAAGGCUGCAUAUUUCAAUCAAAAAACUAAAAAGGUAGAUUAA
Messenger RNA from Strongyloides ratti, 669 nucleotides. RefSeq lists its product as hypothetical. NCBI's taxonomy places the organism in Eukaryota, Metazoa, Nematoda, Chromadorea, Rhabditida, Strongyloididae. The record is from RefSeq and is a predicted model, not a curated record. The coding region runs from base 1 to 669 and encodes 222 amino acids. The transcript has a single exon.